This is a messenger RNA of Colletotrichum higginsianum IMI 349063, 1080 nucleotides long. RefSeq lists its product as uncharacterized. The coding region runs from base 1 to 1080 and encodes 359 amino acids. The record is from RefSeq and is a predicted model, not a curated record. NCBI's taxonomy places the organism in Eukaryota, Fungi, Ascomycota, Sordariomycetes, Glomerellales, Glomerellaceae. The transcript has a single exon.
AUGCUCACAGUCAAGCAGCCAACACACUACGGCUACAAGUCCGUCCAUGAUCUACCUACUCCGCCUUCGACAUCCCGACCAUCGCCUCCCUUGGCCUACCAAGACCACCCUUCUUCGCACAAGCUGCUGCCUUCCAUUCCCCGUAGUCACAGUCCACCUGGCCAGCCCAUGUCGGCUCACCAUCGUGGCCUGCCUCCGCCGGCGGCCAUGACGUUGCCUCCUCAGCCGUCUCACUCGAGUUCUGCUCCCCCGCCGCCGCCGCCCGCGCCCCAAUCCAUCGGCCAAGCCCCCCCGUCCACUCACAGCCAUGUCAUGGGCCAGCUGCCGGGGCCGCCGCCGCAGUGGCACGGAGCCGAGGAGUCUAUGAGGAGCUGGCUCGCAGCCAAGACCGAGGAGGAGCGCCGGAGACAGGAGGAAGAGAAGACUAGACAGGAGUCCCUGCGCCUGGAGCAACGACGGAUAGAGGCCGACAUGCUGCGGACCUCGCUAAACGGCGGUAUCCCCCCGCCCAUCGUUCCGCUCGUCUUCGCCGGAAUGGGUGGCGGUGUCCCCCCAGCAGCGUUGGAGUGGGCGCAGCAGUUUCUCGCCCAGCAGAGCCAGCAGCCACAGCACCCGCAGUUGCUCCCUUCUCAGGCUCCUCUGUCACCCGAUCACCGUCGCGAUUCCCACUCUCAGUACGCAGGCCAGUAUUCAGGCGUACCAUCGACCCCGAGUUCCGCCCCGGGCCCUCACGGCUUCUCUGGAUAUCCGGGUUCUCCCCAACGCGGGCGGGCGACAACUUUGUCCUCCACGGGCUCCGUAUCCCGUCCACUUGGGUCUAGUAAUCUACCUAGCCUCAACACGAACGUGCCGCAUUCCGGCCCGCCGGGCUCGUCGACGUUGCAGAGCCACCAGCAGCAGCACCACCACCACCACCCUGCAGCGCAAUCGGCGCAGGCCCAGCAGGAGACCCAGCCGAGCCCGUCCAUCUACUUUCAUCAUUGGCACCCGCCGACAUCCCAAGCCGGAGGUGGCUCAACCCAGCCUGCGACCCCCUCCGGUGCGUCCAGCAAGACCAAAAGAAAGCGAGAGUCGCUUUAG